CCACGCCCUUUUAUCCUGCGGCAUUUGUUGCAAGCGAGCACAUCAACUUCAAAUUUUGUUGGAAGCCUUCCUCUUUUGCUGCUGUUCGGUGUAAAAAGACAAGUGAUGUCCAACGAUCAGUAUUAUCAGGUCGAGAAGAUAGUGGGGUUCAGGAACAUUCGCGGUGUCCCGCACUACAAGGUCCACUGGCAGAGUUACAGCCGUGACCAGGACUCCUGGGAGCCUGCUAAAAACCUAGCAGCGUGCAGCGUUCUGUUGGAUGAGUACCACGCGCGAAAAGCAGCUGCCUCUCCUCCGAAGACCAGGCGUACCACCCGUCAUUUGGCUGCCACUGGGAAGUCCUCGGCCGAGCCGUUGCCAGAAGAUGAGGAGCUGCCCGUGCUCCGUCGCAGCCAGCGAGCACGGACCCCAACUCACCACUUUGCGAGUAAAAUGGCCGCCACGACUCCCCGGAAACAGCAGACGGCAGCACCACCCACCAAACCCAAGAGCCCCAGGAAGAGACAGCUCCGUCUAGAAAGAAGAAGACACGGACGAAGAGGAAUUUGACGUUCAGAGAAGCGAGUAUGAACUGCGUUCACAUUUUGCUCGGCGGAGGAGCCCGAGGAGAAUUGAGGAGCGCCAUUACUUCCACAGCGAGAUUCCCCAGCCGCGCAAGACCCAGGGUAGCAACGGGAGUGCCAGUGCUGACAACACUACUCUCAGCCAGUUUGGGGGAACUACUGAGGGAGGAGCAGCUGCAGCAGUUCUAUCCAGCGACGAAGAAGAAGAGAGAGGAAGAGGAGGACAGGGGUCGUCGGUGACACCGCAAAUCUCUGUCUACGAGUCGCGGGUGAGGAAGAGACUGAGCACCCUGUCUAGUCUCACCAGGAAGAAGGUGGCAGAGGCUCUUACCGGUCUUGCUGGCAGGAAAGACGAUGAACCAGCCACUUCUCAGAGCAAGUCGGCGUUCCCUCCUCCUGAGGCAUCUCAGCCGGCUGAACCCCCGGCCCACCUCUCCUCCUCCCACCAUGUGUACGAGACUCGCUCACGUUCAACCGAUCCACACCCCACAGAGCCUUCUACCUCGUCCUUUUCUCCAGUCGUCACUCGUAGGAAACUCCACUCCACCACUGUAACCACUGCUGCAGUUCCCUCGGGUCCCAAAGUAAGGGACCAACCGCCAUCAUCAGAGGACUCGUCUACAGACUCUCCUCCUGAUCUGACAGCAUUUGACACGCAGCCACGGGCUCAAAAGACCCCUCCAGUCCUUACCACGACCGAGAAGGUUCCACAGUGGAUGAAGUUUGGUUGGGAAGAGAUGUUUUUCAUCUUCGUUGUCGUCUCCCUCAUCCUCUUUGCCUACUACUGCUUUUACUCUGAUGACUGUUGACUUGGCCACCUUUCCAUAGACAUGUACACCUCCAUAAGGACCACCAGGCCUUCUUACAUCCAAUACUUACACACAUAGGGUUUAUUUUAUUCCACCGUUAUGUACACUUUUGUACUUACACGAGUAUCACUACACUAUAGGUGUAAUUUUUUAUGAACCUGCUGCUGUUGAUUCAUCAAUCGACAGAUUAUUUUCUUUAUGGAUACCAUACACAUUUUUACCAACCAGUCUUUAUUAUGGUGUCUGGAUAUACACUAAUAGAGUUUUUCAUCUGAUGAGCUUAAAACGUGCCCAUUUUGCAGU
Geodia barretti is the source of this 1675-nucleotide messenger RNA. NCBI's taxonomy places the organism in Eukaryota, Metazoa, Porifera, Demospongiae, Tetractinellida, Geodiidae. The record is from the annotation of a GenBank genome assembly.